Molecule: messenger RNA, 2551 nt
Organism: Impatiens glandulifera
Lineage: Eukaryota; Viridiplantae; Streptophyta; Magnoliopsida; Ericales; Balsaminaceae
Product: potassium channel SKOR-like
Exons: 13
Coding region: 1-2523 (840 amino acids)
Biological process (GO): transmembrane transport; potassium ion transport
Cellular component (GO): membrane
Molecular function (GO): protein binding; voltage-gated potassium channel activity
Source: RefSeq, a predicted model, not a curated record
AUGCUUGGAUCUGGAAGAAGACGAGAAGAUGAUGAUGAAGCGAUUGAAAGUGAGGAAGAGUAUGUGGUUGAUGAUCUAAGAGAUCGAAUUAAAUCUUCACGUGCAAGCCGCUUUGAUCUGCUGACGAACGAGCUUGGACUUGAAUCAAUUAAGAGGAAAUUCAACACAGAGAUCAGUCUUCUUGUCAAUGGCAAUGACAAUGGCAAUAGAUAUCUCCCCAUAUCCAUCAUCAUCUUUCCGGAUACCAGGUGGUAUCGUUUGUGGGUCAAAUUCAUACUUAUAUGGGCAAUUUACUCAUCUUUCUUCACUCCCAUGGAGUUUGCCUACUUCAAUGGACUGUCUAAGAAGCUCCUCAUCCUGGAUACAGUUGGACAAAUUGUUUUCCUGAUUGACAUUGUAUUACAAUUCUUUGUUGCUUAUAGAGAUAAUCAGACUUAUAAGUUUGUCUAUAAGCGGACGCCAAUCGCUCUUCGGUACCUGAAAUCUCAUUUCAUUGUUGAUCUUCUUGGAUGCAUGCCUUGGGAUAUUAUCUAUAAGGCUUGUGGAAGAAAAGAAGUAGUGAGAUACCUCCUAUGGAUCAGGCUGAGUCGGGUUCGCAAAGUCACAGCUUUCUUUCACAAGACAGAGAAAGAUAUAAGGAUUAAUUAUCUUUUCACUCGGAUUGUUAAACUCAUUAUUGUUGAGCUUUAUUGUACCCAUACAGCAGCUUGCAUCUUUUACUAUUUGGCUACAACUUUACCUGAGGAGCAAGAAGACUAUACAUGGAUUGGGAGUUUAAAGAUGGGUAAUUAUAGCUAUUCACACUUCAGAGAUAUUGACCUAUGGACUCGAUACAUAACAUCUCUAUACUUUGCCAUUGUUACCAUGGCAACUGUCGGUUAUGGAGAUAUACACGCAGUCAAUACAAGGGAAAUGAUUUUCGUAAUGAUCUGUGUAUCUUUUGACAUGAUUCUUAGUGCCUAUUUGUUAGGGAACAUUUCAGCAUUGAUUGUAAAAGGAUCUAAGACAGUGAGGUUCAGGGAUAAGAUGACAGACCUGACCAAGUACAUAAACCGGAAUAGAUUGGGUAGAGAUAUUCGUAAUCAGAUCAAAGGUCAUUUGCUAUUGCAGUAUGAGAGCAGCUAUACAGAAGCUUCUGUUCUUCAGGAUAUCCCUAUCUCUAUUCGUGCUAAGAUUUCUCAGACUUUAUAUAAAACUUACAUUGAAAAUGUUCCUCUUUUCAAGGGAUGCUCUCCAGAAUUCAUUACUCAAAUAGUAAUUAAAGUUCACGAGGAGUUUUUUCUUCCAGGAGAAGUGAUAAUGGAACAAGGAAAUGCUAUUGAUCAAAUCUAUUUCAUAUGUGAUGGUACAUUGGAGGAAGUGGGAAUAAGGGCAGAUGGAACAGAAGAAACAGUUUCACUUCUAGAAACUUAUAGUUCAUUUGGUGAAAUAGCUAUUCUCUGCAAUAUUCCUCAACCUUACACAGUUCGGGUUUGUGAGCUAUGUAGACUUUUACGCGUGAAAAAACAAUCAUUCUCCAAAAUUCUCGAGAUACAUUUCCUUGAUAGGCGAAGAAUCUUUAACAAUCUUCUAGAGGGUAAGGAAACAAAUCUUCGUUUUAAGAAUAUGGAAUAUGACAUCAAUAUUCACAUAGGCAGACAUGAAGAAGAACUCACUCUUCGAGUUAAUAACGCGGCUUAUUAUGGAGAUUUACCUCAGCUCAAGAAGUUAAUCAGAAUAGGAGCUGAUCCAAAUAAGUCAGAUUAUGAUGGAAGAUCACCAUUGCAUGUUGCUGCAUCAAGGGGCUAUGAAGAUGUCACUCUGUUUCUUAUCCAACAAGGUGUAGACAUCAAUGCAUCAGAUAAAUUUGGAAACACACCACUUCUAGAAGCCAUAAGAAGUGGACAUGAUAGAGUUGCAUCAUUUCUUCGUAAUGGAGGGGCGUCGUUGAAGAUUGAUGAUGCUGGGAGCUUGUUAUGUACAACAGUGGCAAGAGGUGAUUGUGAUCUUCUGAAAAGACUAUUGGCUAAUGGUCUUAACCCAGAUUCUUGUGAUUAUGAUAAUAGAACACCACUUCAUUUGGCUGCUUCACAAGGAUUGUAUUUCAUGGCUAAGUUGCUUGUAGAAGCUGGUGCCAGUGUCUUUGUAAAGGACAGAUUUGGAAAUACUCCAAUUGAAGAGGCACAAAUAUCUGGAAACAAGAACAUGAUGAAGCUCUUGCAAGAUGCCAAACUUAACCAGUUUUCUCAGGGAAUUAAAGAUGAGAAAGUGCAGAAAAUGAAGUGUAGUGUUUUUCCUUAUCAUCCAUGGAACUACUCCAAGGAUGAAGUAAAAGAGAGAAAAGAUGGAGUUGUGUUGUGGGUACCAAACACCAUUGAUGAUCUCAUUCAAACAGCAUCAAAACACCUAAAUUUGCCAUGGGAUUGUAAUGGUAAUAAUAAUGAUAGUUAUAUAUUAUCAGAAGAUGGUGGUAAAAUUCUGGAUGUGGAAAUGAUCAAUGAUUACCAAAAAUUGUACUUAAUUACUCAAACACAUUCUAAUUAGAUUUGUUUUUACUGUCAAAGCUCAAUGU